GUUAAUUACUUAACAGUCCCCGCAGAUUAAACUAUUUGAGAUUUCUCUGUUGUUAUGGCGACUUAGCUGGCGUAGGUGGUUCCCCUUCUACGAUAUUUUGUUUUUGAAAACCUAAUUUAAUUUUGCGUUUGAUUCUUAAAAUAUGGGAAAGAAAAAGAAAGGUCCGAAGUUACCGAAAAAAAUAAAAUGGGAGCAAGACGCCGACAUUCACCAGCGAAAGUUUGUGAAUGUAUACGAAGUACAAUGUGCCAAAGUUUCGUCAAUCCCCUGCCCUUGGCUGAUGGCAAUCAUGAAAAAGGCCAUUGAGGAACGAUUUUACGUAAGAAAGUUUAUAAUUGAAGCAGAAGAUGACAACGACACAGGGGAACCCCCAGCCCCCCAAAUUAGGUUGGACCCCGUAAUUAACGCCAUUCGGAAAUCUCACUUUAUCUACGUUUAUGAAUUGGCGGCUUGGAAUUUUGAACUUGAGCAUCAAACUGUUGCUAAUCUGGCUUUGUUGAUAGAGAAGGGGAUUUACCCUAUUACGGGAAUCGAAUUGAUGGAUUGUUCGCUGUUGUAUUAUUCGGUUGAGCGAUUAGCAAGGUCGUUCCGGUUCAGUAGUCUCACGGAGGUCAAUCUUGAUUACAAUGAGUUUGGGGACGAAGGCUGCGUCAAGUUAUGUGGGGGGUGUAAAAAUAAUAAGACAAUCGUGAGUUUAAGUUUGUGCUACUGUGCUCUGACGUACAGAAGUGGACUUCCUCUCGGUGAGGUUGCGUUCCACUCCACGAUCCGAGAGUUUUUUCUCGACGGCAACCGGCUCGAGUGUCAGGGAGUCAUGGACAUGACGAGAGCCAUCGCCGUGGCAGCGGAAGAUGAUAACGCACGGAGGAUUGAAGAGGAAAGAUUAAAAGCAUUGAUGAUGGCAGAAGGAGCACUGCAAGCAACCGACAAGAACAUGACGUCACAAAUGGGAACUGAAGCAAGUGGCGCCUCCGGUGGUGACGGAGCGGAAAAAUCUGAUGGUGCUGAGAAACCUAAGAAGAAGAAAAAGAAAAAAGGUAAGAAAAAGAAGAAAGAACCAGAUCCUCCAGUAGUUGGUCCUUUCAUCUACAAACUUCAUCUUGCGGAUAAUGGGUAGA
Molecule: messenger RNA, 1118 nt
Organism: Ciona intestinalis (vase tunicate)
Lineage: Eukaryota; Metazoa; Chordata; Ascidiacea; Phlebobranchia; Cionidae
Source: RefSeq, a predicted model, not a curated record